This is a messenger RNA of Leptopilina boulardi, 5129 nucleotides long. RefSeq names its product protein O-GlcNAcase (gene Oga). The transcript is spliced from 13 exons. Gene Ontology annotation, biological process: glycoprotein metabolic process. Gene Ontology annotation, molecular function: beta-N-acetylglucosaminidase activity. The record is from RefSeq and is a predicted model, not a curated record. Bases 343 to 3132 code for a protein of 929 amino acids. NCBI's taxonomy places the organism in Eukaryota, Metazoa, Arthropoda, Insecta, Hymenoptera, Figitidae.
AGGCCGAAAAAUCGUGAGCCAAAAAUUUUCGGAAUUUUACCAGUAAUUUUUAAAUAUUUAAUUUAUUUAUGAUUGUAAGCAUAAUCAACGAAUAUUUACGUGUAUUUAUAAUAAAAUAAUAAUAUCGUCAAUUGUAGAACUAAUUAGAAAUUAUAUAAAAUGUGACAUUUUUUAAAAAUUAGUAGAGAUUUAUUUUCGAAGGAUUUUUUGCGCUUUGCGCUUAUAAAAAUAACGUUCUAUAUUGAAAACGUGUAUUUCGUAUAGUAUACUUUUUCUUAAUUAUUGUUUUAAUAUAAAAAUUUAUUGAAAAAUUCACAAAAAAAAAAAAAAAAAAAAAAAAAAAUGACGGAAACAAAUGGUUGUGCUAAUUCAAAUACUAAAAAUGGUAAUUUUAUUUGCGGUGUCGUAGAAGGAUUUUAUGGUCGUCCAUGGACCACAGAACAGAGGAAGGACCUUUUUCGAAAAUUAAAAAAAUGGGGAAUGGAUUCGUAUCUUUAUGCUCCAAAAGACGAUUACAAGCAUCGUGCUUACUGGCGAGAUUUGUACACUGUCGAGGAAGCUGAGCAUUUAACUGGUUUAAUCACUGCCGCCCGAGAAUCGGGAAUUACAUUUUAUUAUGCCCUAUCACCUGGUUUAGAUAUAACUUACUCUAGUGCAAAAGAAGUGACAGCUUUGAAGAGAAAAUUAGAACAAGUUAGUCAAUUUGGAUGUACUGCUUUUGCUCUGUUAUUCGAUGAUAUCGAGCCGGAGAUGAGUGAAGCGGAUAAGGAAGUAUUUCAAUCAUUUGCACACGCACAAGUAUCUGUGACAAAUGAUAUUUUUCAACAUCUUGGACAACCACGUUUUCUUUUAUGUCCAACGCAAUAUUGUGCGACACGUGCAGUUCCAAAUGUAUCCACAUCUGAAUAUCUUAAUACCCUUGGUAGUAAAUUAGCACAAGAAAUUGAUAUAAUGUGGACUGGUCCAAAAGUUAUAUCACGAUUAUUGUCCGUUGAAUCAAUAGAAGAAAUAACAGAAGUCCUUAGACGACCACCUGUUAUUUGGGAUAAUUUACACGCAAAUGAUUACGAUCAAAAACGUGUAUUUCUUGGACCAUAUUCUGGAAGAUCACCCGAUCUCAUUCCAAAAUUACGUGGUGUUCUCACAAAUCCCAAUUGCGAGUAUGGUGCAAAUUUUAUUGCAAUUCACACAUUAGCACAAUGGAGUAGAUGUAAUGUCGAUGGAAAGCGAGAUUUAAGUUUAAAUGACACUGUUUCGGCGGACAUAAAAUUAGAAACAGAAACAGAAGAUGGUGUGGUGGGUGAAGAUGUGCCUUCGACAUUAUCGGCAAAUAUGUAUCAUCCGCGGCAUGCGUUAAAAAAUGCAAUUAACGAAUGGUUGCCAGAAUUUGAUAAAAAACGAGCUGCAUGGGGUAUUAUAGCGAAACCACAACCAUGCGUCGCGCCAACAAUACCAAUACCAAUUAUUCCCUCAGUGAAUACGUGUAUGAGUUUAACAUCGACGACGAAUACAACGGUGGCAGCUGCUCCAGUGGUGAUAAGUAAUUCGAAUCAUCUUCAAGCAUUAGCUGAAGUUUGUACCAAUGUAUCGGUGAAUGAUAGUUUUAUACCACCAGUGGGUCCUGUUAUGAAUUCUUUAAUAUCGGAGACAAAAGUCGUCAGUGAACUUUCCUUACCUCCAUCAGGUACAAUUGCCGCAGCAUCAAUAACAACAACAAUUUUACCUUCCACUGAGCCAAUGGAUUGUAAUACAACUCCUGGUAACUCACCGGCACAUGUUGCUAAAACUCCCAUUGAAGAUGAUGUCAUGGUGGAAAAUUCUUCAACAUGCAGCGGAGCUUCAGGAAGUAUGCAAGUAGAGGUAGACAACACUUCACCAAGUAUUAAUGGCAAUCAAAUGGUAGUUGAAAAUGAUAAUGAAAAUCAUGAAAAUAUUGUGAGCAAUGAUAACGCGAGUCCAAGUCAAGAAAGUUUGAAUAUUAAAGAGGCUAAUAAAUUAACACAUGAAGAUUUGUCCCUGCUGUGCGAUCUUUUUUAUUUGCCAUUUGAACAUGGUGGUCAGGGAAUUCAAUUACUUCAGGAAUUUAAUUGGUUAAAAAGCAACGCACAAAUUGUUAUUAAAAAAUUGAAAGAUGAAGAACCCAGUUCGAAUGCCGAUAUUGAUGAGUGGCACUCUCGAACAGCUAAACUAAAUGAAAUGUGUAAUUCAGUUAAUAGACUUUUUCAACGAUUAACGUACUGUAACAAUCGUGAAUUAUUGUACGAUUUAUAUUCGUACGUAUGGGAUAUGAGGGGAGUUGUUUCGUUAUUGAACAGUUACAUCAAGUGGCUCGCAUUUGGCAGAUUUCCAUCAUCGAUGACAACGUUUACACAAGGAAGCUAUACAUGGUUUUCAAAUGGGUGGAAGGAAACUUUCAUGAGUGGAGAUCAGGAGCCUUGGGUGUUUCGCGGUGGUCUCACAGCUGAUCUACAGAGAUUAAUACCAGUGGACAACGGAAAUGAUUUAUUUGUCUACAAAGCUCCGGAAGUGCCUACAAGUGAAAUUUACACAAUUAGACCAUAUUUAUCGAGUGACGAAGAUGCGGUUUACGCUGUUUGCAAUCGAAUCACUGGCUGUACAAUGUCAUCUGCUGUUGCCGAUAGACUUGUCGGAGAAUUUUUAACAUUGAGUCCUGAGCUUUGUAUGGUCGUAGAAAACGAAGACGGUAUUGUUGGAUAUGCAUUGUCGGUAUUAAAUAUUAUAAAUCAUAAUAAAAAAUUGUCAAUUUCGUGGAUUCCGGAAAUGUGUGCGAAAUAUCCAUUAAAUGAGAGUGUCAACGAGUUGCCGCAAAAUAUUCAGGAGGCGAUUCAGUAUUUCCACUCAUUUGUUCCUGAUGUGCCAGAACAAUUGGAGAGACAACAUCCAUCACGUAUUAUAUGUUCAGUAUUAUCUACUGUUACUGAUCAAUCAGUUGCAAAAAGACUAAUUACAUGUAUUCUCGCCGCAUUGAGAGCUAAUGGAUCUUUUGGUGUUCAUACAACAAUAUCAAAUAGUGAUAAGGAAAUGCAUGAAUUCUACGCCAAACUUGGAUUUGUGGAUUAUUCGCCAAUGAAGAGUGAUAAUUCUCCAAUUAUCAUGUAUAGAAGUUUCUAACGAAAGGUAAUAACUGAAUCAAUAUUUUCUAAUAAUCUACUUCAAUCAACUUCGAUAAUACAGAAGUAGAGAUGAUUUCUAGAAUUUCAAAAAACUUUUUUUUCCUGACAAAAAGAAAGAGGAGACUGACUUUAAAAAAAAACCCACUCUUAUUCUUUUUGCAAGUGAAACAAAAUGGUUGUAGAAAUAAGAUUUUUAGACAAAUUUUCCACAACGAUGUGUAUAUGUUAUUAAAAAUAAUACACAAAACAUUUUUGCCUAUUAGAAAAGGUAAAAUACUUUUUGAAAAAAAAAAUAUAUAUAUAUAUAUAUACACGUCAAUCUUUUUCUAUAUCACAAAAUUGUGAAAAUGGCUCUUUGAUAUCGAUUCACGCAUUACUGUGCAUUUUAUCGUAGAUAAACAAAGAAACAAGAAAAAAAAUAAGAAAAAAAGAUCGAGAUUGUAAAUACAAUUGGACAAAUUCAGUACGAUGGAUUUGCAAUUUAGUAUACUUAAAAUUAAAGAAUAAAAAUAAAUGCAGUAGUGCGAGAAAAUCGAUAGAAAUAAAGUACAGAUUAUAUAGUACUUUAAUAAGCGCUAUUAAUAAAUUUCUACAAAUGAGUUUAAUUUCUCACUUUUUAAAUAUAUCUAAAUAAAACAACUCAGCCUUUGAAUUCAUAUUUAUCUUUUUUAGAUGGAAAUUUUAAGUGUAGUUAAAAAAAACAUUUCGUGAUUAUGUGCGACAUAUAAUGUCACAUUUCUUAUUAGGAUAUACACAAAUUUAGAGCAAUAUUAAUUAAUUAAAGAAAACAUUUUUAAUGUUAUAAAUGCAAAAGUUAGAGAGAAAAAUUUUAAUCGUUUCAAUUAAUUCUCGUUGUACACAUCAUUACUAAUUAAUGCCUUUUUCUCAACUAUAUGAAUUAAUCGAUCGCAAUUUAAAAAUAGAUUUUUCAGUGUUUUAUAAUUUUUUUUUUUUUUUUUUUUUUUUUAAUUAUUUAUAUAGAAAAACGCACAUUAUCUAUAUUAAAAUUAUAGAAUAAAUAUACUUAAAAAUUUGUUGAAAUGACAAUUUAAAUUUUUAAGUUGAUUUAUUAGUCAAAAAUAUUGAGACUUAUUUUUUUUAUAUAGGGUAUAUAGAAUCGUUUCUCCAAUUAAUAAUGUAGAGAUUAAAUAUUUGUCUUUUGCUUAGGUAUACAUAAUUAUUAAAAAUGUUGAUUUUAUAAAAUAUUAGAAGAAAAUAUUUUCUAAAAAUUUAGUAUCGUGAAAAAUUAAUUAUUUUGUUUUUUUAAUUAUAUGAAUAACGGAAAUGUAGGAAGUUUUUAAUUGUUCUUUUUUUGUAGUAAAGUUAAUUUUGAUAUUAUGCAUUUAAUUUUUAUAGAUUUAAUAGUGUAAACGGUUAUGCAACCUUAACAAAAUUUAUAUUAUUAAUUUUGUUUUUUUUUUUUUUAAUUUUUUGAAGUUUUUGCUGUGUAAUUAUUCAUUUCAUAUAGAUUUCUAUGUUUUCCAGAAAAUAAGUAGUAUAUUAUCAAUAAUGUUUUAAGUGUACAAAAAAAAAAUGCAUGAAAAAUUUUCUCUGUAUGAAAAACAAAUAAUGUAAAGUAAAUCAUUUUAUUGGGUAGCUUGCUGAAAAUUGAAAAAGGAAAGUUAAAAAAAAAAAAAAAGAUUAUAUUUAUCUCCAUUGUAAUGAACGUAGCUUUCUUACUACCCGAGUACAUUGCAACUGUGAAAUAAAAUAUUUAAAAACAAAAAUUUCUUCGAUGUAAAAGAAAAAAAGAAAUGUUUUUUAUAAAUGUAGAACUUUCUCACAAAUAAUCUACGUUUACUUUGUAUUAAUAUUUAUAAAUUUCAUAAAAUUCUUUCCAUGUAACAUUCUAUAAUGAUCAACAGAUUAAUUUACAAUGUUAUUAAUAUUGUCGGAAUAGUUAAUUUUAACUUUUUUUUUUAAAGCCAUAAAUGAAUUUUAUUUAAAAAAAAAUUAUGUGAUUUUGAAAAAAUAUACUUUCACUUUUUUAUGUAA